This is a messenger RNA of Echinops telfairi (small Madagascar hedgehog), 1863 nucleotides long. RefSeq names its product putative DBH-like monooxygenase protein 2. The coding region runs from base 1 to 1863 and encodes 620 amino acids. NCBI's taxonomy places the organism in Eukaryota, Metazoa, Chordata, Mammalia, Afrosoricida, Tenrecidae. The record is from RefSeq and is a predicted model, not a curated record. Gene Ontology annotation, cellular component: secretory granule membrane. Gene Ontology annotation, biological process: octopamine biosynthetic process; dopamine catabolic process; norepinephrine biosynthetic process. The transcript is spliced from 13 exons. Gene Ontology annotation, molecular function: dopamine beta-monooxygenase activity; copper ion binding.
AUGGCCCAUGUUUUUCUCAUCCGGCUGAUCCUGCUCUUGGCCUUGACCUUGGUCACCCACACCAAAGACAGCCGCCUGGGCCCCAGGUCUCGCCUGCGCUAUUCCAGGUUCCUAGACCCGUCCAAUGUCAUGUUCCUGCGCUGGGACUUUGACCAUGAGGCCGAGGUCAUCACGUUUGAGCUGAAGGUCCGCACAGCUGGUUGGGUGGGCCUGGGCGUGACGAAUCGCUACACCAACGUGGGAGGCGAUCUGGUGGUCGGCGGGGUCUUGCCCAACGGAAAUGUCUACUUCUCGGACCAGCACCUGGUAGAUGAGUACACCCUGGAGGAGGAUGGGAGCCAGGAUGCGGAGCUGCAGGGGCUCACGGAAGAUGCGGUCUACACCACCAUGCGCUACUCAAGGCCCUUCCGCUCCUGCGACCCUCAUGACCAGGACAUCUCGGUGGACACGGUACGGGUGCUGGCUGCGUACGGCCAGGACGACACGCUGACCCUGUCCCCGGAGCACAUCUUUGUCAAGUCCAUCUUCCUGCUGCAGAUGGUCCACCCCGACGACCUUGAAGUCCCCGAGGACACCCUUAUCCAUGACCUGGAGAUCACUGAUUUCCUCAUUCCGGAAGACGAUACCACCUACGCCUGCACCUUCCUCCCUCUGCCCAUCGUGAGCAAGAAGCACCACAUUCACAAGUUUGAGCCCAAACUCAUCUACCACAAUGAGACCAUGGUGCACCACAUUCUGGUGUAUGCCUGCGGCAAUGCCAGCGCCCUCCCCACCGGCAUCAGCGACUGCUAUGGGGCCGACCCAGCCUUCUCGCUCUGCUCCCAGGUCAUUGUGGGCUGGGCUGUUGGCGGCAUGAGCUACCAGUUCCCGGAUGACGUGGGGAUCUCCAUCGGGACCCCCCUGGACCCCCAGUGGAUCCGGCUAGAGAUUCACUACAGCAAUUUCCACAACCUCCAGGGCAUCUACGACUCCUCUGGGAUCCGUGUGUACUACAGCCCGCGGCUGCGCAAAUACGACAUGGGUGUGCUGCAGCUGGGCUUCUUCACCUUCCCCAUCCACUUCAUCCCCCCGGGUGCCGAGUCCUACCUGUCCUAUGGGCUGUGCAAGUCGGAGAAGUUCGAGGAGAUCAAUGGGGCCCCGGUGCCCGACAUCCAAGUGUUUGGCUACCUGCUGCAUACCCACCUGGCAGGCCGUGCCCUUCAGGCGGUGCAGUACAGAAAUGGAAAGCAGAUCAAGACCAUCUGCAAAGAUGACUCCUACGACUUCAAUCUACAGGAGACUCGGGAUUUACCCAAGCGCGUGGUGAUCAAGGCGGGAGACGACCUGCUGGUGGAGUGUCACUACCAGACGCUGGACCGAGACACCUUGACCUUUGGGGGUCCCAGCACCAUCAAUGAGAUGUGCCUCAUCUUCCUCUUCUACUAUCCCCGGAACAACAUCUCCAGCUGCAUGGGGUACCCCGACAUCAUCUCCGUGGCCCAUGAGAUGGGGGAGGAAGCAUCUGACCCCAUGGAGGGCAUGAUGGCGAUGAACAACAUUGAGUGGACCCCGGAGAACAUUAAGAAGGCCGAGAAAGCCUGCAAGGAGGCCCAGCAGAUUGUGGUCAUCAAGACCAUCGAUGAGGUGGUAGAGAACACCACAGGCCAGAUCCCCGACAUCGUGCCCACUCCGCGGGGUCCCUGCCUGGAGUCCACUGGAGGCAAGGUGGAGGCGCAGGAUAAGACCCCUGCGGGCUUCAGGGCCGCCCCCCUGACCCUCUCUAGCGCCAGCACUGCCUCCUCCGGGGGCUUCUCCCUGGCCACCCUCCUGUUUGCACAGGGAGCUCUCUCGUGGCUCUUUGCCAGCCUGCAGGCUAGAGACUGA